This is a messenger RNA of Symbiodinium pilosum, 394 nucleotides long. NCBI's taxonomy places the organism in Eukaryota, Dinophyceae, Suessiales, Symbiodiniaceae. The record is from the annotation of a GenBank genome assembly.
GCCUGAACCCCCCGGCCUUCAAUCCCUGGAUGCGGCCACCAGGCUUUGGUGCGCCGUACCAUCCUCGUCCACCGGCGCAGUCUCAGUCGGCUCCCGCACCUAGAGCCCCUUGGCCGCCGAAGAGCCGUGACGAAGCGAUGAGCUACCAAGCUUACCGCAUUCGGAACAACAGGCAUAGCCAGGGGACCAAGGACAGGCUGAGAGAAUUCUGCAAGACGCAUCGCUUCUCCAUUGAUGUGGAGACAGUGCUCAGCAUGUUGGACGAGUCCAUGUGCGAGUACAUGCUCAACGACCGAAUGUUAAUUGCCAAUAUGGAGAAAUCCUCGAAUCCGCAUCAGGUGUUGCUUGACGAUCUGACCAGGAAGAGGGAUCCUUCGGUGGCCACUAUCAUGAG